Messenger RNA from Arxiozyma heterogenica, 546 nucleotides. It is a transcript of the gene NIP7, whose product is annotated as ribosome biosynthesis protein NIP7. Gene Ontology annotation, biological process: ribosome assembly; ribosomal large subunit biogenesis. Gene Ontology annotation, cellular component: nucleolus; nucleus; preribosome, large subunit precursor. Gene Ontology annotation, molecular function: RNA binding. Lineage: Eukaryota; Fungi; Ascomycota; Saccharomycetes; Saccharomycetales; Saccharomycetaceae. The transcript has a single exon. The record is from RefSeq and is a predicted model, not a curated record. Bases 1 to 546 code for a protein of 181 amino acids.
AUGAGACAACUUACUGAAGAUGAAACAAGAGUAGUCUUUGAAAAAUUGGCAGGUUAUAUAGGUAGAAACAUUUCAAAUCUGGUAGACAACAAAGAAAACCCACAUGUUUUUAGAUUACAAAAGGAUAGAGUAUAUUAUGUGCCGGAAAAUGUAGCAAGAUUAGCUACUAGUGUUGCAAGAUCAAACUUAAUGUCACUUGGGAUAUGUUUAGGAAAAUUUACAAAGACUGGUAAAUUUAGAUUACAUAUAACUUCUUUAUCUAUCUUAGCUCAACAUGCUAAAUAUAAAAUAUGGAUCAAACCAAAUGGUGAAAUGCCUUUCCUUUAUGGUAAUCAUGUACUUAAAGCUCAUAUUGGUAAAAUGUCUGAUGAUAUCCCAGAACACGCUGGUGUUAUAAUCUUUUCUAUGCAUGAUAUCCCAUUAGGUUUUGGUGUAUCUGCCAAGAGUACAUCUGAAUCAAAAAAUUUACAACCAACUGCGAUUGUUGCCUUUAGACAAGCUGAUAUAGGUGAAUAUUUAAGAGAUGAAGAUACACUUUUCACUUGA